Molecule: messenger RNA, 2576 nt
Organism: Cottoperca gobio
Lineage: Eukaryota; Metazoa; Chordata; Actinopteri; Perciformes; Bovichtidae
Product: coiled-coil domain-containing protein 81-like
Cellular component (GO): microtubule organizing center
Source: RefSeq, a predicted model, not a curated record
CAAGCAGGGAGAAGACGUCACUAAAGAAACGUUUUUAAAGCUCUUCAUCCUGAGAUGACUGACGUACUGCGGCUGGUGUCAGAAGCGGACGGGCGGACUUUACCUAUUCUCUCCCAGCUCUCUGAAAAAGAUAUUAACUGUAUCUGGGCAGAUGUAUCCACCUACAUUGAACUUCAGAUGACCUUACAGAAGGUUAGCCUAUAUAGCGGGCUUGAUAAAGGGUUAUUAUUUUUUCUAACACAAACAAAAUAACGGUAAAUAUUUGUUUGUGUGUCCCUCACAGCAACACACCUACCAGUGGUGCAACUACAUUUUGCAGCUGUGUCACAAGAGACGCCUUUCAGUCGAGUAGUGGAGGGCUGCAUUAGAGAAACUCUUCUUCUCCUCUUCAGAGCUUUGGCCUCUGAACAAAACAUAUUCCUCACCUUCCAGGGAAUUGGAGUUUUGUCCUUCAAGAACAACACGGUGCGGAUGGAGUUUAACAGAGAUUUUAUUAAUGCCAUGGAUGGAACUGGUCGGCUGCUGUUAGCCUUUAACAAUAGACCUGGGAGCAGUGCCUUUUUACUGUCUGGUGGCCUGUCCAGGCUUCAGAGGCCACAGAUUGUCAACUCCGCCACCCUGCCAACUGUCUGCUCUCCUCGGCCAGACAACAAAGCUGGUGACAAAGAUGAAUGGUGCUUGUCACCAGACCGAGACCAGAGGAAUGCAGGAGAAGUUCCCCAACAGAAAGAAUCUGAAUCCCAUCAGCCACUGCAGCCUGCCAAGAUGAAAGCUAUCAGCCUGUCUGAAGAACUGAAUACAAAACCCCCCAUGGAGGCCACAGACAAGCCCACCACCUCCAUCACACCACCAGAAGUCACUCCCAAACUGGAGGAACCUCGUGUGACCGUCAGCUGCUCCGGCCACAUCCGUGCUGGACAGGAGCUGUGCUACCUGUGUAUGCAGCGGGCCCAAAGAAAUGUUCCAGUCUACCUGAGGGAGCAGCAGCAGGCAGAGGAGAAAGCUCAGGAGAAACUCUUACUGCUUAAAGAACAACAGAGAGACAAGCAGCACAUGCACGAGGAACAGGAGAAGCUGAAUGAGCACCGUGAGCAUGCAAAGCAGGUUGCUACAUUCAACCUGCAAAUGUCAGAGAAGAAAGGCAAGAUGUACGGUCCUCUCUUCCCUACUUCAUUCGUCUUCCCGGCACGGCCCUUCACUCCUGCCCGGAGGAUCCAGCAGCAUCGUUACAUGAACGAGCUUCAGAGUCAAAUAGAGACCCAGCGGCAACAUGGCGCUCGAGACCAGCAGAACAGUCUUCUCAUGGAGCGUCUAGACCAGGUCCAGCUGGUGCAGGAGAUAGCUUUGCAGAAGGCUCAGCAGCUCCAGAGGAAACACGAGAGAACUACGCAUUACAAGAGGGCUCUGGACACUCAGGUGGGAGAUAGGAAGUUCACAGACCCUCCAGAGCGCCAGGCUGACAACUCCGGGUUCAACCGCUGUGAGACAGCAGCCAGGAACGCAGAGAGCCGAGAGAGGGCGCAGAAGCUCUUACGAGUAAAUUUUAGGGCUGCCACUCAGUGGAAGAAGGAAGAACUGCACAACCGCCAAGAACAGGCGGAGGAAGAGCGAGAAGUUCUCAAACACAACAAAAUGGAACUCAUCUUGGACCACGUUAAUCGCUUUGAGAAGAAGCAGGACAUCAGUAAAUCUCUAGAGGACGAGUGGAGUCGCAGCGCGAAACUCAAACACCAGCGAGAGGAAGAGGAGAGGCGCUUCCUGAGGUCUGCUGGUCAGCUCCUGGUAGAUAAGCUUGCACAGUACAGGUGCUGCUGCCAGUGUAAGAGGAGGACCACCAACUGUGGAGAGACCAACAUAUGGAAAGACUCUCACUACCUCUCUGGCUCACAGUUCAUGAUCUGAUGAACAGUGUAGCCUACAGCAGCACUUGGACAUCAAUACAUCACAGCCUAAACCUCAACCCUUGUAACUCAUCAUGUGACGGUCACUAAAGAUAAACAAAUAAAUGGUUCGGUAGAUAAAUAAUAGGUUAAGCAUAUGUGAAGCUAAAGCAUACGUGGAUGUUUUUGGUGUGCAGUAUGCAGUAUCUUCUGUGUUAAUGUUAGAUUUAUUAUUUUUUCUUUCCUAAAAUAGUCUUAGGAGUUCACGUGUGUAGUGAUUAUAUUCUUCAUAAAAUAUGUUUUUAUUUAUUUAUUCAUAUUCAGUUCAAAGAUAUGUAGUCACUGACAGCUAGUUCAGUUUUUUCCCAAGUUGUUCAAAUGCACUUCAGUAAGUACAUCAGUAGGCUGUUCAUGGUAACGCUGAUUCUGACUGUAUUACAUUCAGUAGGACAUUCCGACGGUUGCUGCCUCGAACAAAACAAGAGUCGCUACAGAGUUGCAUCAUCUUGCUUUGUUACAUUGUUAAGGUGGCUUUGCCGAUUUUUAAAUAAGCUUUUAACCAGGAAAUAACAUGAGAAUCAUGACUGCAGACAACUGUUCCCUUUGCAGGGAUUCAGACCGAUAACAGCCCUGCACUGGUGAGUGGUAGUGAUUUUGGGUUGAAGAAAUAAAACUGAUUUCACCCCCUUGAACAAA